Molecule: messenger RNA, 927 nt
Organism: Malassezia restricta
Lineage: Eukaryota; Fungi; Basidiomycota; Malasseziomycetes; Malasseziales; Malasseziaceae
Product: ESCRT-II complex subunit VPS22
Exons: 1
Coding region: 1-927 (308 amino acids)
Biological process (GO): protein transport to vacuole involved in ubiquitin-dependent protein catabolic process via the multivesicular body sorting pathway
Cellular component (GO): ESCRT II complex
Source: RefSeq, a predicted model, not a curated record
AUGCGGCGGGGUCCAGGCAUUGUUGCUUUGGACAGAAAAAACGCAUCGACUGGUCAAUACACCUGCAUAUCUCAACAAUGGAAUGAAUCAAAGCUACUUGAACUAAAUGAGCGUAUUGAUGACUUUUCUCGUGCUUUGAAGUCAUUUGCUGUCAGACAUCAACGCGACAUACGUCGAAACCCCCAAUUUAGACAUGCAUUCCAACGCAUGUGUGCUAACAUGAUGGUAGACCCAUUAGCUGGUCGUCCCCCUUCAGUUGAUGCUGGUGGAAGACUUGGGCAAGUUGCAAAUCUUUGGAGUCAAUUUUUAGGGCUGGACGAUUGGCAAUACGAGCUAGGCGUGCAGAUCGUGGACGUCUGCAUUAGUACACGCCCUCAAAAUGGUGGUAUCAUUUCGAUGAAUGCCUUGAUAGAUGGCGUAAUGCGACUCCGUCAUUGUGACUCUAUGUAUUCCCAGGCAUCAUCUAAAAACGUUGAAUGGAAAAUCAGUGAGGAGGACAUUGAGCGUAGUAUUCAGGCUCUUCAUCCUCUUGGCUGUGGAUACGAAGUAUUCGAUUUACUAGGUGCCAAAAUGAUUCGAACCAUGGCUCGUGAGCUUAGCUCUGAUGCAUUGCACAUCUUGAACAUUCUGUCUUCCCAAUAUAUGGCUCCUCGCGACUGUUUAAGUAAUACUUAUGUUACAGCCGAGGUAUUGGCAUCUUGUUCUAAGAAUAAUGAUGUGCCUGGUGAAAAUCCUACUUGGUUGCCAGAGCGAGCUAAGCAGUCUCUUGAUGAUAUGCUUUUAAAUGACGGUACUCUCUGGCUGGACAUUAUACCUACUGAUGUGAACAAUGAACCUGAACAAAAUAGGCGGCGAUAUUAUGCCUUCUCUCUUUUUUCCGGUGAAUUUAGCUCCGGAUCCUUUACAGGUAAUGGUGUUUCAUCUUGA